AUGCCCCGCGGCCCUAUUGAGCGAUUGCGUGCUUAUCAAGCCUGUCAGAACUGCAGAAAGAAAAAAAUACGAUGUCCUUCGGAAAAGCCAGCCUGUUCAAGCUGUACACGGCUCAAUCAGACUUGCAUUUAUGAUGUGCCACGCUCAUCUGACCGAUUGGCCGAUCUCGAAACCAAAGUGGACCUCAUUUUGAGCGCCACAGAGCAGCGGGAUGACUCUGGCAGCAUUGAUGAAGACCUGGCUCACGAGUGGGCUCAUGAUGUACCCAAUGCACAGGCCAUCACCUCAUCUACCUAUUCCAUCUUGGGUGCCCCAAAUUCCUCUCUGAAGCCUUUUUGCUCUCCUCAACCUGAACUUCAAAUCCCAAUACGUGACAAUUCCGGCUCUGCCUUUACUCACGGCCUAGAUGUUUACUUCCAGCGAGUUCAUCGGCAACCUAUCUGGUGUUUUGAUCGCCAGGACCUUGGGUGCAUCACUCAACUAUCUGAAGAACUGAGGUAUAGUAUUUUAGAACUAACUGCACGGUUCUCACACGACCAUGACCCACAGCGCUAUGGUGAAAGUGCAAGGCGGUCGAUCAUGCUGCGCAUCGCAAAUGACAAAGUUGGGCUCGAAACUAUUGAGAGCCUCUGUCUACUUGCAUACUCUGCUUUUUUAGAUGGAAACAUGCAGCUUGGCCAGUUUUAUCUCGGCCUUGGCUUUCAACUCUGCCGGUCUGCAAAGUUGGACCCUUCCUCGAGGCUGAUGGGAAGCCCUAUCACAGAGCGCGAGAAGAGGCUUUUCUGGAGCCUUCAAUCCCUGGAACAAUUCUAUGGUGACCAGGGUGGAGUUCUCAGACAGACACCAGAGGUUUGGCGUCCGUAUUAUCUUUCGCAUAGCAACGAUGUAGAGUUCCCUAGUGAACCAGACGGGGGUUCCACAGUUUCGGAUGUUGGAAUUUGGAGUUUUUCGGUGCAUUUUGGAUGGGUCUGGAGCAGAGUGAGGGAGUAUGUCUUCGAUUGUUCCCAGAAAAAAUUAACUGAACCCUGGCGCCUCGAUUCGGUCUACGCUAAAGUGCUUUCUGAUCUGACAGAGAUCGAAAACAAAGUCCCUUUGCAUCAUCGAUACGAUGUAGUUAGGUUUUUUGAGCGUCGACCAGAUGAAGUCAACUUGAACAAGGAUUAUUGGCUGCCCUGGCUGAAACUUCAGUUUACUUGGCACUCAAUAAUGACGAUGAUCAACCACCCCUUUUUAUAUAUCACAGCAUCGCAACAUCAUCCGAACCUAACAAUUCCAAACACUUUUUGGCGCAAGUCUUCAGAGCUGGUUCUUCUCCACGCCACCUGGAUUGCUCGCACCAUCGAUAUGGCUCAAGAGAAGAAACUUCAGCUUCUAGAUCCUUUCUUCGCACACGCAGCUGCAAUAGCCGCCACAGUGCAUCUCUACUUUGGCUGUACAGCCGACUCCAGACUUAGGAAAAAGUCAAAAACCGAUUUUGAAAAAUGCCAAAAAUUUCUGCAAGGCUUUUCUAGCUUUUCCCCUGCCUGUGAGAGCCUGGGUCAAUUACUCGAUGAAUUGAGUCGGAUAGCGUCGCAAUCGGACCCUAUUGACUAUGAGUGGAUGCCGUCUAGAAGACAGAUCAAUAUCCCAUUGAUGUGGGCAGUUUUAAAAUUCGACAUCUCCAGAUCACAAGCUCUCCGUAGCACUGUUCUUGCCAACUCCCCUAAUACUCCUAGCAAUGCCGUUGAUGAAUUGGAGCGGAACCAAGCCCUGGAGAUCAGCGUUACAGCAACAACAACUGGAGUUACGAUAAACCCGGCUCUAGGUCAUGACUCACAAUUGCCACCAUAUCAAGCCGGCCCGAUCUCACCAGAAUUCCGUAGCGACAAUGCUUCGCCAGAUAUUGUGAUUCCAUCCGCCGAGAGAUUCCUGUUACAUUCACCCUGGCUGUGGGCGCAACUUUCUCAAUUCACUCAUAUGGAGGAUGGGGAUGAUUUCCUUCCAGAUUCACCCUCAAAUACUCUUUCUAAUGGUUUUUCUUCCUGGUGGAAUAUGGGCAAUUUGUAA
Molecule: messenger RNA, 2046 nt
Organism: Aspergillus caelatus
Lineage: Eukaryota; Fungi; Ascomycota; Eurotiomycetes; Eurotiales; Aspergillaceae
Exons: 5
Coding region: 1-2046 (681 amino acids)
Biological process (GO): regulation of DNA-templated transcription
Cellular component (GO): nucleus
Molecular function (GO): zinc ion binding; DNA-binding transcription factor activity, RNA polymerase II-specific
Source: RefSeq, a predicted model, not a curated record